Molecule: messenger RNA, 1718 nt
Organism: Prosopis cineraria
Lineage: Eukaryota; Viridiplantae; Streptophyta; Magnoliopsida; Fabales; Fabaceae
Product: probable acyl-[acyl-carrier-protein]--UDP-N-acetylglucosamine O-acyltransferase, mitochondrial
Exons: 12
Coding region: 402-1421 (339 amino acids)
Biological process (GO): lipid biosynthetic process
Molecular function (GO): acyl-[acyl-carrier-protein]-UDP-N-acetylglucosamine O-acyltransferase activity
Source: RefSeq, a predicted model, not a curated record
UCAAAAUCUUUCUCUUUCUUUGCUCUCGCGCCUCGCUUGCACUUUACUCUUGGCCUCUUUCUUACCUCUUUCCUACUGCCACCUCUCUUUACGCCUCGCCCUCGCUUUCACUGAGCCGAAAUUAUCAACAUUCAUCCGUACCUCGCUCUCUCCUACUAUGAUUUCUGGAAAAGGUGAAAUUUUAGUCUUGCGUAUUGGUUAGUGCAAAUAUGAAGAUUUUGGUCGGCUUUUCCAGUGCUGAAACAUGAGGCUUCAGUGCUUGGAAACUAAAUGACUUUAAUGGACGAAAGUUCUUGCCCCCUAUCAUGACGGGAUGGAGACAAAGUGGCAUCAGUUUCAGUACAAGUUCAAUUUGUGGGUUGUGAGGUAAAAGCUAAGGCAGGGCGAAAUUUCACACGAACAUGUUUGAUUUGCUCCUCAAACUUCGCAGGCCUUAUGGGUCAGCCAUCCGGAGUUCGCUCUUUGACUCUCGGUUCUUCUCCUAUGCUGCGCAGAAUAAAAAUAUGGAAGCUUCAGCUGGAGGAAAUUCAAGCUUCAUCCACCCUGGUGCAAUUGUUCACCCCAAUGCCGUCAUAGGCGAGGGGGUUUCAAUAGGACCUUUUUGUUCUGUGAGUUCAUCUGCAAAAAUUGGCAAUUUUUGUAAGCUAUAUCCUGGAAGCCAUAUUUUUGGAAGUACCGAAUUAGGAAACAACUGUUCAUUGAUGACUGGUGCCGUUGUUGGUGAUGAUCUUCCUGGAUGUACCAUUGUUGGAAGAAAUAACAAAAUAGGGUAUCAUGCUGCGAUUGGUGUCAAAUGUCAAGACUUGAAAUACCAGCCAGAGGAUGAAUGUUUCCUGGAAGUUGGUGACAAUAAUGAUAUUAGAGAACAUACUUCAAUCCACCGAUCUUCAAAGUCAACUGAUAGGACUGUUAUUGGAAACAACAAUCUUAUCAUGGGAUCUUGUCAUAUUGCCCAUGAUUGCAAGGUUGGUAACGACAACAUUUUUGCAAAUAAUACUCUUCUUGCUGGACAUGUCAUAGUGGAGGACUAUGUUCACACUGCGGGUGCCAUCGUUGUUCACCAAUUCUGCCAUCUUGGUUCCUACUCUUUUCUUGGUGGUGGUUCUGUGGUUUCACAAGAUGUUCCCAAAUACAUGAUGGUGUCGGGAGAAAGAGCUGAACUUCGUGGUCUAAAUGUAGUGGGUCUUACUCGGCAUGGAUUCAGCAAUACAGAGAUCAGGAGCCUUAGAACCGCUUAUCAAAAGAUAUUCAUGUCCACAAAUGCAAACACUAGGUCCUUUGAAGAAAGACUUGCUGAUGUGGAGAAGCACGAAGAAUUGACUCACUUUCCUAUUGUACGUGCGAUGUUGAAAUCUGUCCGUGAUUCUUUUGCAGAAGAUCGACGUGGAAUAUGCAAGUUCAGAGACUUGAUUGGCUCUUGAAGCAAGAUGAAGUCUGAAGGAGUCAGUCUACACUGAAGCAAUUUUGAUGGAAAAUAUUGUAUUACUAAGAGCUUGUGGCAUGAAGAGGAGUUAUUACAAUAUAAAAAAUUGUUUGUAACAAUGAAUUCUUGUAUUUUUUUCUAGUAUUGAUUUGUGAUAUAGGGAUUUCUUGUGAGAGGUAUAGUAACGCAAGUAGAGUUUUGCAUUAAUCAUGUAGCUACUUGUAUUCUGCACACUCUAAACCUUGAGAACUUCAGAUUAUGGCAUGAGUUACUUAACCAAGUUGCUUUCUCCCUA